AUGCCCAACUAUGUGAAGUUUUUGAAGGAUAUUUUAGCUAAGAAGAGGAAGCUUGGAAAAUUUGAAACGGUGGCUUUGACUGAAGGUUGUAGUGCUAUAUUGAAGAAUAAAAUUCCUCCUAAAUUGAAAGACCCGGGCAGCUUCACAAUUCCUUGUUCUAUUGGUGGUAGAGAUGUUGGUAGACCACUUUGUCACUUGGGGGCUAGUAUCAAUUUGAUGCCCAUGUUGAUUUUUAAGAAGUUGGGGAUUGGAAAAGCAAGACCAACCAUAGUCACUUUGCAAUUAGCGGAUCGUUUUAUGGCACACCCGGAAGGAAAAAUUAAGGAUGUACUUGUGCAAUUUGAUAAAUUCAUUUUUCUGGCUGAUUUCAUCAUUCUUAAUUAUGAAGCUGAUAGAGAUGUUCCUAUUAUCUUGGAGCUUGAAGACUUAAGUGAAGAGGAAGAAAGCCAAGUUACAUGGGUGGAGUUAAAGCAACCCUUUGCUAAAUUUAGGAGGCCUUUUGAGUCAUUGGAUUUGUCGGAAGGGAAUUUUAAGCCUCCUAAGCCCUCUAUUCAAGAGCCACCAAAAUUAGAGUUGAAGCCUUUGCCUAAUCACUUGAAGUAUGCCUAUUUGAAAGAUAAUGAGACUUUGCCUGUGAUUAUUUCAGCCAUGUUAGGAGCAGAAAAAGAGCAUUUGUUGCUGGUUGUUUUGAAGAAAUAUACAAGAGCCAUUGGUUGGAGCAUGGCGAAUAUCAAUGAUAGUUCUUGGGUCAGACCGAUUCAGUGUGUUCCUAAGAAAGGUGGAGUCACGGUGGUCGCUAAUGAAAAUAAUGAGUUGAUUCCGACAAGACAAGUGUCGGGGUGGCAUGUUUGUAUGGACUAUCGGAAGCUGAAUAAGGCUACUUGGAAAGACCACUUCCUGUUGCCAUUCAUUGAUCAAAUGCUUGAUCGGUUGGCGGGAAAGGAGUUUUAUUGUUUCCUUGACGGGUAUUCAGGCUAUAAUCAGAUUUCCAUUAUGCUAGAAGAUCAAGAGAAGACUACAUUUACUUGUCCUUAUGGCACCUUUGCCUUUAGAAGGAUGUCGUUUGGGCUGUGCAAUGCUCCCGCCACUUUCCAACGUUGUAUGAUGGCGAUAUUUUCAGAUAUGGUGGAAAAGUCUCUUGCAGUCUUCAUAGAAGAUUUUUCAGUAUUUGGUGAGUCCUUUGACACCUAUUUGGCUAACUUGGAGCAAGUUUUGGCGAGAUGUGAAGAAAUGAACUUGGUACUCAAUUGGGAAAAAUGCCAUUUCAUGGUGCAAGAAGGCAUUGUGUUGGGCCAUAGAAUUUCUAACAAGGGAAUAGCAGUGGAUAGAGCAAAGCUGAAAGUCAUUGAAAAAUUACAACCACCAACUAUAGUCAAGGGGAUUAGAAGCUUUUUAGGACACACGGGCUUCUAUAGGAGGUUUAUAAAAGAUUUUUCAAAGAUUUCUAAGCCCCUUUGUUCCUUACUUGAGCAAAAUCAAGCAUUUGAGUUCACCAAGGAGUGUCAAGAAGCAUUUGUGACUUUGAAGAAAGCUCUUAUCACCGUACCCAUCAUUGUAGCUCCACAUUGGUCUCUUCCCUAUGAAUUGAUGUGCAAUGCUAGUGAUUUUGUUGUGGGUGUCAUACUUGGGCAGCGAAAAGAGAAGGAUAGAAAAGGAACAGAGAACCAAGUGGUUGACCAUUUAUCUAGACUUGAAGUUGGAAGUGAAAAGCAAAAUGAAGGGCCUAUUAAAGAGACAUUCCCCGAUGAACAAUUUUUUGUUGUGAACCAAGUCACUACAACAUUGUAUGCUGAUUUUGUCAACUAUUUGGUGAGUGGUUUGCAGCCACCUGAUUUGAAUAGGCAGCAACUCGAGAAAUUAUUUCAUGAUGUGAAAUUUUAUUAUUGGGAUGAGCCCUAUUUGUACAAGCAAUGUCCAGAUCGAAUCAUGAGGCAUUUUGUGCCUGAGGAUGAUGUUUUUAGCAUACUAGAGCAUUGUCAUUCAGCUCCUUAUAGUGGACAUUUUGGUGGGCAAAGGACAGCCGCUAAGGUUUUUCAAUCGGGAUACUAUUGGCCUUCUAUUUUCAAGAAUGCUCAUGAAUUUGCUAAAAGAUGUGACCACUGCCAAAGUGUUGGAAAUAUUUCAGCAAGGAGUGAAAUGCCCUUGAAUAGCAUCCUUGAAGUGGAAUUUUUCGAUGUUUAG
Messenger RNA from Humulus lupulus (European hop), 2181 nucleotides. RefSeq lists its product as uncharacterized. NCBI's taxonomy places the organism in Eukaryota, Viridiplantae, Streptophyta, Magnoliopsida, Rosales, Cannabaceae. The transcript is spliced from 4 exons. The coding region runs from base 1 to 2181 and encodes 726 amino acids. The record is from RefSeq and is a predicted model, not a curated record.